This is a messenger RNA of Miscanthus lutarioriparius, 852 nucleotides long. NCBI's taxonomy places the organism in Eukaryota, Viridiplantae, Streptophyta, Magnoliopsida, Poales, Poaceae. The record is from the annotation of a GenBank genome assembly.
AUGGCCAGCGCUGUCUGCGGCGUCACCGCGCGCCCGCACCUGCCUUCCGCCGUCCCUGCAGCCGCAAGAAAGCUCUUCUUCCGCUGCAGGGCGGCCUCCACCAUGAACGAGGCAUCUGCGAGCUCGCCGGACGCCGAGGAGAAGAAGACGACGACCGUCUUCGUGGCCGGCUCGACGGGGCGCACCGGCAAGCGUGUUGUGGAGAAGCUGCUGGCCAAGGGAUUCGGCGUCGUCGCCGGCACGACGGACGUGAGCAGGGCCCGUGGCAGCCUGCCCCAGGACCCCAACCUUAAGCUGGUCAGGGCUGACGUUACGGAGGGCGUCGACAAGCUGGUGGAGGCGGUGCGCGGCGUCGAUGCUGUCGUCUGCGCGACGGGAUUCCGGCGGUCCUUUGACCCUUUUGCUCCGUGGAAGGUAGACAACUUUGGCACAGUGAACCUGGUUGAAGCAUGCCGAAAGGCAGGCGUAACAAGAUUUGUACUCAUCAGCUCCAUUUUAGUAAAUGGGGCUGCUAUGGGUCAACUUCUGAAUCCAGCCUACAUUGUGCUCAAUCUACUUGGCUUAACACUGGUUGCAAAGCUACAGGCAGAGAAUCACAUCAGGAAAUCAGGAAUAAAUUACACUAUUGUAAGGCCUGGAGGGCUGACAGAUCAACCCCCAACAGGGAAUAUAGUCAUGGAACCUGAGGACACUCUUUACUCGGGAUCCAUAUCUCGGAGCCAGGUUGCUGAAGUAGCUGUAGAAGCAUUGUUGUGUCCAGAGUCUUCCUACAAAGUUGUUGAGAUUAUCGCCCGAGCUGAUGCUCCAAAUCGCCCUCUGAAGGAUAUGUACACUGCAAUUAAACAAAAUUGA